AUGUCCAACACCUUCCUUUUCACCUCCGAGUCCGUCGGCGAGGGCCAUCCCGACAAGAUCUGCGAUCAGGUCUCCGAUGCCAUUCUCGAUGCCUGCUUGGCUGUUGACCCCAUGUCCAAGGUUGCUUGCGAGACCGCCGCCAAGACCGGUAUGAUCAUGGUUCUCGGAGAGAUCACCACCAAGGCCACCCUCGACUACCAGAAGAUCAUCCGUGAGACCAUCAAGAACAUCGGUUACGAUGACUCCUCCAAGGGUUUCGACUACAAGACCUGCAACGUCCUCGUCGCCAUCGAGCAGCAGUCCCCUGAUAUCUACCAGGGCUUGGUCCAGAAGAGCUUCAACGUCGAGGACAUUGGAGCCGGUGACCAGGGUAUCAUGUUCGGUUACGCCACCGACGAGACCCCCGAGCUCAUGCCCUUGACCCUCACCUUGUCCCACAAGUUGAACAAGAAGAUGGCCGACGGUCGCCGUGACGGUACCCUCCCUUACCUCCGCCCCGACUCGAAGACCCAGGUCACCAUCGAGUACAGAAACGAGGGUGGUGCUCUUGUCCCCAUCCGUGUUGACACCGUCGUCAUCUCUGUCCAGCACUCUGAGGAUGUCACCAACGAGACCCUCCGCAAGGCCCUCAAGGAGGAGGUCAUCGAUAAGGUCAUCCCCGCCAAGUACCUCGACGAGAACACCAAGUACCACCUCCAGCCCUCUGGCAAGUUCAUCAUCGGUGGUCCCCAGGGUGAUGCCGGUGUCACUGGACGCAAGAUUAUCGUCGACACCUACGGUGGUCACGGUGCUCACGGAGGUGGAGCUUUCUCUGGUAAGGAUUGGUCCAAGGUCGAUCGCUCUGCUGCCUACACCGGUCGCUGGAUCGCCAAGUCCAUCGUCGCCGCUGGCCUCGCCCGCCGUGCCCUCGUCCAGCUCUCGUACGCCAUCGGUGUUGCCGAGCCCACCUCCGUCUUCGUCGACACCUACGGUACCGGCACCAAGUCCGAUGCCGAGAUCCUCGCCAUCGUCAAGAAGAACUUCGAUCUUCGCCCCGGUGUCAUCGUCAAGGAGUUGGAUCUCUUCAAGCCCAUCUACACCAAGACCGCCUGCUACGGUCACUUUGGUCGUGAUGAGUUCACCUGGGAGCAGCCCCGCGAGCUCAAGUUCUAA
This is a messenger RNA of Linnemannia hyalina, 1152 nucleotides long. Lineage: Eukaryota; Fungi; Mortierellomycota; Mortierellomycetes; Mortierellales; Mortierellaceae. The record is from the annotation of a GenBank genome assembly.